AUGGCUGAACUGUACCCCGACCUCAAGGACCGUCCUGUCAAGGAGACUAUCUGCCUGUUCGAUGUUGAUGGAACUCUCACACCUGCAAGACAGUCUGCUUCUGCUGAGAUGCUGAAGACCUUGUCCAAGCUCAGACACAAGUGCGCAAUUGGGUUUGUUGGAGGCUCUGACCUUGCUAAACAACAAGAACAAUUGGGCACCCCUUCUCUCCCUGUCACCACCCUGUUCGACUUCUGCUUCGCCGAGAAUGGUCUCACAGCCUACCGUCUGGGCAAGCCGAUGCCCUCCAACUCCUUCAUCCAGUGGCUUGGGGAAGAGAAAUACCAGAAGCUGGCCAAGUUCUGUUUGAGAUACAUUUCCGAGCUUGAGGGUCUUCCUCGCAUGCGUGGAACGUUCAUCGAAUUCCGAAACGGCAUGAUCAACGUCAGCCCGGUUGGUCGUAAUGCUAGCAAAGCAGAAAGAGACGAGUUUGAGGCCUGGGACAAAAAGAACAACUGCAGACCCAAGAUGAUUGAGGCUAUUCAGAAGGAAUUUCCCGACUUGGGACUGACGUACUCGAUCGGCGGACAAAUCUCGUUCGACGUAUUCCCCACGGGAUGGGACAAGACAUAUUGCUUGCAGCACGUUGAAGCCGAGGCAGAUCCUAGCAAGGGCUUGUCUGGAAUCAAAUACAAGAAUAUCCAUUUCUUUGGUGACAAGGCGUUCAAGGGGGGCAAUGAUUGGGAAAUCUAUAGCGACCCUCGGACCAUUGGUCACGCAGUCAAGGGGCCCGAGGAUACCAUGGCCCAGCUCAAGGAGCUCUUUGACCUCUGA
This is a messenger RNA of Fonsecaea nubica, 813 nucleotides long. RefSeq lists its product as hypothetical. Gene Ontology annotation, molecular function: phosphomannomutase activity. The record is from RefSeq and is a predicted model, not a curated record. The transcript has 3 exons. NCBI's taxonomy places the organism in Eukaryota, Fungi, Ascomycota, Eurotiomycetes, Chaetothyriales, Herpotrichiellaceae. Gene Ontology annotation, biological process: mannose metabolic process; protein N-linked glycosylation; GDP-mannose biosynthetic process. The coding region runs from base 1 to 813 and encodes 270 amino acids. Gene Ontology annotation, cellular component: cytosol.